CGUACAUCGUCUUUGACUGGACUCGACUCGACUUUGCUUGUCCCCAGACAAAAACACGACAUUCACGCCUCAAACCACGCGAAGGAUAUCAUCGCCAGAACUUGCACGAUUCUUUAAAUAAAAAGCACAUUCGUCGCACAAAAUGGCUCCAGGAGGACCACCAGGAGGUGCGCGUGGCAGAGGUGGAAAAUUCAAGAAGUUUACUCGUGGAGGUGGCAAGCACUUCUCCAAGAACCUCCGACCCCUCGACGCAGACGGAAACGAAAUCGAAGAAAAGGACCCCAAUGCAUCAUCAUCUGAAGAGGAGGAGACCUCGUCCGAGGAAGAGUCAUCCGAGGAGGAAGAUGCCAACAAGCCAGCCCUGACCCGUGAGGAACGCCGUCAAGCCGCAAAGGCAAAGAAGGAAGCUGCUAUCGCAAGAAAGAAGGGAAAGGUUGUCGAAGCUGGAGAUAUGCCGUCGAGUUCCGAGGAGGACAGCGAGGACGAUGAUAUGCCAGCCAACCCCAACCACUCCAAGGCUGCCAGGAAUCAGGCAAAGGCAGCACCGGCUAGUGUGGAAGAGGUGGCUGAGGGUGUCAAGGAUAUGAGUGUUGGCAAGGGCAAGAAGCCGGUGGCGGAGCUUAGCCGUAGAGAGAGGGAGGCGGUACAGGCACAGCAAGCGAAGGAGAGAUACCAGAAGUUACAUGAGGCUGGAAAGACUGAUGAGGCCAAGGCGGAUAUGGCUAGACUGAAGUUGAUUCGGGAGAAGAGAGAGGCGGAGGCAGCGAGAAAACAGGUAUGUUCAUUUCCUUUGCAGGAAAUGUGUAAAACUAACAUGUGCAGGCCGAGAAAGAGGAGCGCGAGGAGUCCGAGAAGGCGAAGAAGGCCGAGAUUGACGCCCGCGAAGCCAAGCGAAGGGAGGCAGCAAUGGGCCCAGCGAAGGGCAAGGGCAAGGCAAAGAAGUAAACUGCAGAGCCUUUUCAUACCAAAGUUUGUUUCUGGAUGUUUAACUUCUGGGGUGCAAAUAUGCGCAUCAUUGGCAUUAGCAUGCAAGCAGUUUCCGAAUUGUUUUUCAAUACACAUCUUCUGCUAGACGAAUACCCCGUAGCGCAUACUUGGUUAUGUAGUUGCGGAUUUCCUCCAUGUAUUGAUCCUCGUCUCACCGAGCUUGUGUUUGGUUGUGUGUGGUUGUGAAGAGCUUUCACCAAGUGGACGGCCAUAAAAUUUACGCGUUGAUUGCGGUAAUCUCCAAUAGCAGAUGGAUGUUCUCUUUUGCUUUCUUUUAUUAUUUUUUCUCUCGUCGUUCCGCGUGUAUGUGCUACUGGACUUUCUUUCUAUCCCCGCAAUCCUGAUUUCGGCACUGUUUACGAACUACACCUGUUCCCUCGCUCAAGGUUCCUCUCCUCCUUCAUUCCAGGUCAGAGGAGGAAAUCCCCAUAUCCUUCCGUCUAUUUCUCUUAUCCCUCCGCAACAUAUAUAGCACAGUCAAGAUAGCUAGAUACCGCGAGUCCCUCUUAAUGGUCCUCUAAGCAACAGAACAUUCACGGAUUGAAUGGAGAGCAUGAUCUCCUCGUACUUGUGUGGACUUUGGAGAAACAACAGCCUGGGAAUCCUGUGCUAAAGCUCUUAGGACUUCAAGGACCCUCCACAUGAGUAU
This is a messenger RNA of Cadophora gregata, 1636 nucleotides long. RefSeq lists its product as uncharacterized. The record is from RefSeq and is a predicted model, not a curated record. Gene Ontology annotation, cellular component: cytosol. NCBI's taxonomy places the organism in Eukaryota, Fungi, Ascomycota, Leotiomycetes, Helotiales, Ploettnerulaceae. Gene Ontology annotation, molecular function: RNA binding. The coding region runs from base 143 to 1072 and encodes 309 amino acids. The transcript has 2 exons.